AUGUCGGGAGAUGAGUCAAUGACCUUGGAGACGGGAGUUACUGCAUGCAUGGACGAGCUCAACGAGCAUGGUAUGUGCGCAGGGGAUGCCCUGUCAUCCCAGGGGCAAGACCAUCUUGUUGGGAGAGUCAGCUCAUGUCAUGCCCGCGUGUUUGCCGUCACGCAUGCAUGUUGCUCGCACGCGGGAAGCGCGUGCCCUAGUGCAUCUCCAUGCGCGACCUUCUCAGGUCUGGUCCAUUACACGCGUUGUGCCCAACCCAUCUCUACUGGCGCCGUUCGCAUUGCGCACCCGUACACGCGCGACGUGUCGCGUGCCUUACACUCUCGCACCUCGCCUGCCUCGCACUCAUGCCCAUUGCGCCGCUCCGCGCGCGUUACUUUUUCGUGCGGUCUAUUCGCGAUUUGUCUACCGCGUGCUCAUAGGCUCGUGUCGCCGCUCGCGCAGUCGCGCCUUGUCGACCUUGUCGACCCAUGCAUCGCCCAGGCCUUCGCGUGGACCUCUCGGGUUGUCUCAGUGAUGGUUGCGCUGUCUCUCGGCCUGUUGUCCUGGUGUGGCCCGGUUGUUUUGGCGACUGUGUUUAUUAGAGACGUGGGGAUGAGGUGCAAGCGCAUCUAUUUAACGUUCGGGUUGAUCCUAGUGUUGCUUCUAUCUGUAUCUGUCAAAUUAAAGGCUUAUGAGGAAGAUGGUGGCUAUAAGAAGUGUGAACGUGAGGUCAAGAAAUGGUUAUUAUCUUCAACUAAUUCAGAGGUGAAAGAUGACAAUCAUGCCCUGCGUGACUUACUCUUUUUCCUGCAUGUCCCACGAACAGGAGGACGGACAUAUUUCCACUGUUUCUUGAAGAAGCUCUACCCAAAAUCCCAGGAAUGUCCGCGUUCUUAUGAUAAAUUGAGAAUCGACCCAAGAAAACCAAACUGCCGGUUAUUAAGUACUCAUGAUGACUACAGCAUGAUGUCAAAACUUCCCAAGGAGAAAACUUCAGUGGUGACAAUACUUAGAAAUCCUGUUGAUCGUGUAUUUAGCACUUACGAGUUUUCUGUGGAGGUUGCUGCUAGGUUUCUGGUUCAUCCUAACUUAACAUCUGUUGCAAGAAUGGACAAACGCAUACGUCGUAAGAAAUCUGGCGUAGGCACAUUGGAUAUCUGGCCAUGGAAGUAUUUGGUUCCUUGGAUGAGAGAAGAUCUAUUUGCUCGAAGAGAUAGAAGAAAACUUAGAGGGGAAACUCCUUUAGUAACUAAUAACUCAUAUGACAUGGUGGACAUGGUGAUGCCUCUUCAUAAGUACAUCAAAGACCCUAUUGCACGAGAUAUUGUCCAUAAUGGGGCGACCUUCCAGAUCACAGGUCUCACGAACAACUCCUAUUUUCCGGAAGCACGUAAAGUGCGUCAUUGUGUGCUCAAGUAUCCGAACCUUGGUAAAUAUGUGCUUGAAGUUGCUAAGGGGAGGUUGGACAAAAUGCUUUACAUUGGACUCACUGAGAACCACAAGGAAUCAGCAUCUAUGUUUGCAAAUAUUGUUGGUACACAAGUGAUAUCUCAGCACUCGAUAUCAAGCUCCAGUAAAGAAGUUGAAGCUGACAGUGAUUCAGAACACAACUCUUUGCUUUCUGAUACAGAAUCUGAUUCUAAUGAUCAAGGCAACAGCACUAACCAGACCUUAAAGAAUGUUUCAUCAACUAGCGACGAUGAAUUAUCACAUGAAAAUUUGACCAUUGGCAAGCUAAUGGAUGCAUAUGAGCCUUGCAUUGCAAAUUUAAGAAACUCCCAUGCAGAGAGGCGUGUAGCUUCUUUUAAUCGAAUUUCUCCAGCAAAUUUUACAAAAGAGUCUCGUAGUAAGGUUCCUGAUGCCCUUAUCCACGAAAUAGAGUUACUCAACAGCCUUGAUGUGGAGCUCUAUAGUUAUGCUCAACAUAUUUUCGAAAAGCAACGGGCACAUAUCCAGAGCAUGGCUUCUGCUGAAAGGCUUGAUGGCACCCUUUCUACUGGCACAUAUCCAAGUUUAUAUAGUUCCCCUGCUUGGAAAGUUCCCAUCCUGUCAAUCACGGGCUUAUUGUUGCUUAUUAAUCCACAUAGCCAGCAUUCAGAAGAUACGAUUACUGAGCUUCGUAAGCUUUCAUGCUCGGCAGAUUUGGAAAACCCCAGUUGUUCACUGCAGGAUGAGAAAUAG
Messenger RNA from Striga asiatica, 2163 nucleotides. The record is from the annotation of a GenBank genome assembly. NCBI's taxonomy places the organism in Eukaryota, Viridiplantae, Streptophyta, Magnoliopsida, Lamiales, Orobanchaceae.